AUGGCGGGUCUCGAGCAAUGCCCUGCAAAGAUUGUCGAGGAAAUCGUCGCAUACUUGGACCUGACGGAUGCGGGCAAUCUCCGAUUGACAAAUCGAUAUCUUCGGUCUCGAGUCACCCAGGGACGGUUUAGAUUGAACUUCCGCUCUAAGCGUGUCAAGAUCACGGGAGCAGACCUGCAACAGCUAGGCCUUUUGACACAGCGUGGUUGGCUCGGCUGCGAAACUCGCCACCUAACGCUGGUUGGCGUGGUCAACGACACUGCGGCUCUCGAAGCUGGCCUCACAGCAGACGCAACCGAUCCCAGGAAGCGAGACUUGGAGAUUCUUCGACAGCGGCGACAGGAUUAUGAGCAACUACUGGAGUCGGGGAAGAUUGUGCAGCUUCUCAGCCAGGCUUUUAAAUACCUGGCGACGAAUAGCGCCGAGAGGAAACUCCAAUCCCUCUCGCUCGAGGUUACAGUGUAUUGUCAAGAUGCGGAACGCGAGAUAACUCCCCUGGCUGGCAGUAGUUGGAGGCGUAUCUGGCAGACUACGGCAGAGACCUUCCGGAUUGUAUUGGCGGCUCUACAGAAAAGUCUCCUGGCGGUUGACUGUUUAAAUGUCUUUAAUGGUUACUACAUGCAGCGAUGCAGCCUGGAGAGUCGGGAGCUUUCCCAGAUUGAUUAUCAUAAUGAGGGACUCUCCAAAGUCCUUAGAGCUCUUAAAGCUUUGUCUAUCAGUGUUUCAGACCGGAUUCUCUGGCUCACACCCCAAGGUGCCCAGCGCUCCGGCGAUUCGGCCGAUGUGAUCGACUGGUCGGACGAUGAGCACGACAGAGACAUCGACAGAGUCACAGCGGAGGCGCAAGACGAAAACAAUUUUGUCGGCCUAGCAAGGAUGUUAGACGUGUGCCACGAGCUCAAAAGCCUACAGAUACACCAGUAUCUUGUGAACUCUCGUCAUCUUACCUUCCACAUCCCCAGCCCGAGGGAAAGGCUCUUCCAGCGUGUAGCGGAAUCAGCAGCACUACCAGCGUUGGAAGAUUGCUCUCUCCGGGGCGUGUUUGUCCGGGAGAGAGACUUACUUGCACUCCUGAAGCGGACGCAGCUCCGCAGGCUCUCUUUGGAAAGUGUUCGAAUGGUUUCUGGUACAUUCAGGUCAAUCUUCGAUGCUUGCACGGGCGAAACCUCCAGUCUGUCAUAUCUAUACCUUGACGAGCUUAUGAUCCAAGGGGACUUGGUACACUUUACAGGCGCCGGGGAGCCUAGGUUCAACACCUGGGUUGGUGCGCAUGGCAGCAAUACAUUGAAGCGGGAAGGCGAGGAGUUGAAACACCCGAUCCUAUAUCACCUCCCCCAUGGAAUGCCAAUACCUCUGGGAUCUCCUGCGAGACAACAGUGGAUGCUUGAGCAACGGCAGGAAUACGGACCCCACCGAUAG
Aspergillus lentulus is the source of this 1419-nucleotide messenger RNA. RefSeq names its product F-box domain protein. NCBI's taxonomy places the organism in Eukaryota, Fungi, Ascomycota, Eurotiomycetes, Eurotiales, Aspergillaceae. The record is from RefSeq and is a predicted model, not a curated record. Gene Ontology annotation, molecular function: protein binding.